Molecule: messenger RNA, 3630 nt
Organism: Penicillium samsonianum
Lineage: Eukaryota; Fungi; Ascomycota; Eurotiomycetes; Eurotiales; Aspergillaceae
Product: putative MATH and UCH domain protein
Exons: 4
Coding region: 1-3630 (1209 amino acids)
Biological process (GO): protein deubiquitination
Molecular function (GO): protein binding; cysteine-type deubiquitinase activity
Source: RefSeq, a predicted model, not a curated record
AUGGACCCUUUACCUAAUUUGUCAGCUUCUGGGACUGAAGUGGAGGAUACGGUGAGAACGAAUACAGAGACCGAGUCAUCAAACCAAUCCCCCGAAUCAUCACGUUCAACACGUUCAAUUCCUCAGCCCACGCCAAUCCUGCCCUCGGAAGAGCUAGAACAUGCAUAUUGGGCAGAGUACGAGGAGGACACAACAGUCCCAGAUGAGGACGAGAUGAAAGAGAUCGACGGCGGUGAUUCGGAUUACAGUGCCAGUGAUCACAAAUAUUGGGAAACCAACUUCUUUCGGGAUUUGGGAGAUCCCGAAUACAUUCCCACCGAAAAGGCCCGUCUCACGUGGACGUUCAAGGGCGUUCGGGGCACCCCCGAAACCCCCAAUCGUGACAAAGUCAUUCGCUCCCCACCAGCAUUUGUUGGGGGUUAUUGGUGGCGAAUCAAGUUCUAUCCUCGGGGGAACAAUGUCAAUGCAUUAAGCGUCUACCUCGAAUGCUCCACCACAAUGCCCGCUCCAGAGGGCAACCUUCCCGAGACGGAAUUUACGGUCCGUCGAGGUGCAGCCGAUGCCUCACUGGAUGAUAGCACUCCGGAGAUUCAAAUAAAAACUACAGCCACGGACGACGCGGCAGCGUGGUUUGAGAACUACAAGUCUCAAUAUCCUGCGGUCAGGAACACCCCCCAAUCUGAUCAUGAAGCCACGGACUCUUGGCGUGUGCCCGCACAGGUCGGUGUUAUUGUAUAUAACCCACAAGAGCCACGCACUGGGUGGAUGCAGUCUUCUUGUCAUCAAUUCAACACUCACAACCUGGAUUGGGGGUGGACAUAUUUCCACGGCCCAUGGGACCAAAUUCAUUCACGUCGGCGGGGUCAACAUCGGGCCCUCCUGAACGACGAUACGCUCUCGUUUGACGCAUACAUCCGUGUAGUGAACGAUCCCACCAAGUCCCUCUGGUGGCAUCCGAGUGAUUCCGAGCCAACUUGGGACAGCAUGGCCUUAACCGGUUACCGACCUCUGGGUGACUCGAUCAUCAAUCAUAGCCCAGAGGUAGCCGGGCUUGCCUCGUGGCUGCACAUUGCUCCAUUUUGCAAGAUCAUUCAAAGUAUUGACGUGCUUGAACAUCUCACCAAUGCCGAUGCUAGGCCGAAGCCUCUAUGUGAUGCUCUUCAAAGGCUUCUAUGGCAGCUUCGACGCCAAACACUCUCCCCAAGCUAUGUCGAUACGGACGGUGUGACUAGCACUUUGCGCAAUCUGCACGAGUUUUCGAGCGAUGUGUCCGAAUUCUGGGAGCGCCUGCGUCGAAACUUGGAGUUAGAGCUGAAGGGUACGGAGGCCGGCAAACAAUUCGCUCAACUCUUUGACAGUCCAGGUGUACAUGCUCCGUCUUCUGAUGGCGAAGUCACCGUGAACAUGCUGCCGACAGACUUCAACUCGCGUCUUUACAUGCCACUUGAUCAAGCCAAGUCUACCUUCGAAGCCGUUAGUGGAUACUUGAGUGCUAAGCCCGGUCGUUGGUCGCUUCCAUCGCUUCUUCAUGUUGAGUUUGGCCGCCAUACUCUGGACCAGGCCAAACGUUGGCAGCUGCGGUAUGACAAAGUGGAGCUGGACGAGGAACUGGAUCUGGCUCCGUGGGUGGUUGAUGGCCAGGGUAGCAAGUACGUCCUUUAUGGCUAUAUUGUUCAUCGUGGCCGCCGCACUUCGGGCAAGUUCUUUAGCAUCCUUCGCCCAGCGGGUCCAGGUACCACCUGGCUGGCCUUUGACGAUGGCAGUGACAACCGCGUGGAGUGCUUAACUCAGAAAACAGCCAUGGGUCCACACCUUGGUCUUGAUCCUUCCCAGGCUGUGGAUCACAAGAAGGGCCAUGACGUCCCUGUCGUGGCAAUGUACAUCCGUGGCGAUAUGAUAUCGGAGCUUUUGCCUGGUCCCCAAGGGCCUUGGGAAGUUCCUGAGACCUUGAAACAAUACUAUGAAGCAGGCGUGUAUCACACUGGUGACAAGCCUGCGGAUGAUGUCCAAGUUGAGGUUUAUGCGCUUGCCCAAUAUGACCAGUUGACCAGCCUGUUUGACUCGUACGAUCUCAUGGCACAGGCCAAAGCGGCAAACAGCGUCAUGUACAUGACUUUGCCCCGCUCAACACGCUUGGCAGAACUACGCAAACGAAUUGCUAUAUGGAACCCCUCAGGCUCUGAACCCAUUGGUCCUGAGCGGGUUCGUUUCUGGCAGAUUGGUAACUCCUUUGCUCAAUCCGGAUCAUCGUUGGCGUUUGAUCGCACUACGGAUUUGAAUGUUCCACUGGAUCCUUCAUUAAGCACCAUACGGUUCUGGAUGGAAACCAUCUCGGAGGAGGACGCUCAAUUCUUCGCCAUCCCAGACCCUCCUGCGGUUACCACUUCAGAGGAUAAACCGGAUGAACUGGUUGUCGAGAACUCAAUACACGAAGCUUCUUCAAAUGUGUCGUCUGUGGCCGAAGGAGAUGCCGUGGCUAGCUCAUCAGGAAACUCUCCCCAUGAGGGUCCUGCUGCGUCAGAUACCGUGAACUCUGUCGUCGAUGAUGGAUCACUGCCCCCAUUAGCCACCUUGUCUCUAGAGAAUGAUGCUUUUGCUGCUGAAAGGGCAGAACAGGAAGUAGUGGUAGCUGCUGUCGCUGCCCAUGAUCAACAAGCCACGGCUGCUGUUACGGCAACAUUGUCAACAGAAGCCAGAAGCUCCGCUCCUGUAUCACCUUCCGAAGUUGAGUCUUCUACCCCAGAAGUGGCACCUCAAGCACAGACCCAAUCUGUGGUCAAGUUACCUGUUGGCCAUACAUAUUACUUCAUUCAAAUGUUCGACGCGGACAAUCAAGUGCUUCGUACCGUGGGGUCAUUCUUCUCGAAACUUGAUGGCAACGUCAAAGCGUCCAUCCGACGCCACCUACAGCGGCCUCUUCGCCAAGAUUUCCUCAUGUGGAAACGAGUCGAUGGUGCUGCCGUUACCACAGUGUCGCCUGCUGACAGCUUCGAUGAUGUGGUGGCUCCGCACGGAGCAUGUUUCAUCGUCGGGGAUAAGUUAACCAAGGCCAAGCGUACUCAACUUGCUUCGUCUGGAUUGUUCACCAGUCCUGACCGUCUGGUUCAGUACCUGUGGGCCGCUUCUCGAGGUCAUCCAAUCCAAGGUUUCACCGGCACUAAGACCAUCGAAGCCACCUUCACAAACGACUACUACAGUGGUCACUUCCUCAAGGGUUAUCACCAUGGUAGAGGCAAGCACAUAUCUAGCACAGGCAUGAUAUACGAAGGCGACUUCGUCUUUGGCCGACGCCACGGCCAAGGCAAGCUAAAUUACCCCACCGGUGACUCGUACGACGGUGAUUGGGUCGAAGAUGUAUGCCAUGGACAAGGUACUUACAUUGAGAAGACAACAGGUAACAAGUAUGUCGGCGGCUUCAAGGAUGGCAAACGCCACGGCAAGGGCAUCAGCUACUGGGAGGUGGCCGACGCAGAGUUGGAUCUGUGCCAAAUCUGUUACACCGAGGAAAUGGAUGCUGUCUUCGCCGAGUGUGGUCACCUUUGUUCCUGUGUGACUUGUGCGAACCUCGUGAGCCUGUGUCCGAUGUGCCGCAAAGAGGUCAAGAAGGUGAUCAAGAUUUAUCGGGCAUAG